Messenger RNA from Capsaspora owczarzaki ATCC 30864, 543 nucleotides. RefSeq lists its product as hypothetical. Lineage: Eukaryota; Filasterea; Ministeriida; Capsasporidae. The coding region runs from base 56 to 463 and encodes 135 amino acids. Gene Ontology annotation, biological process: positive regulation of transcription initiation by RNA polymerase II. The record is from RefSeq and is a predicted model, not a curated record. Gene Ontology annotation, molecular function: transcription coactivator activity; DNA binding. The transcript has 4 exons.
CUUUCGUGUUAAACACUUUUAAAUCGUUCUUAUUUAUACGCGUUUGCUCAUCAACAUGUCUGCGAACAAGUACAAAACACCAGCCUUCGUGACGUCCUCUGAUGAUGAUGAAGCUGGUCUCGCUGCUGCUGCUGCUGCAGACGCUGAUCCAGACCGCCACGCGCUGCCGACGGGGAAGCCACCCAAGGAGGAUCUCCGCUCAACCGCGGCUGCGGGUGCAGGUGCUGCUGGGACUGGCUUCAAGACGUCCGAUGGCAUUGCAUUCAAUCUUAUUCCCAAUGGAAAGCGUCGCAUCACAGUCCGCCGGUUUUCGGGUAAAAAGUACGUCGACAUCCGCGAGUUUUACGACGACGAUUCCGGCGAGCUCAAGCCAGGCAAGAAGGGCAUCAUGCUCAACGAGGAGCAGUUUACAGCAUUGCUUGGCAUGGCGGACAACAUCCGGAACGCAUUGCAAAAGAUUUGAAUCGGUUUCACUUUGUUUGAAUGGUUUCAAAAGGUGUUUCUGGUCUGUGCUAUCCUGUAUCAUACACAACGAUUUUUCAU